Molecule: messenger RNA, 1030 nt
Organism: Peromyscus maniculatus bairdii (prairie deer mouse)
Lineage: Eukaryota; Metazoa; Chordata; Mammalia; Rodentia; Cricetidae
Gene: Nrm
Product: nurim
Cellular component (GO): nuclear membrane
Source: RefSeq, a predicted model, not a curated record
CUGCGGCCAGCACCCCACGGAGGCGGGACCUGGGCGGGGCCAGCAGCCGCGGGAACCCCGAGCCCGCCUCCUCUGCCAGCUCUUUGCCGCUCGCCAUGGCCCCGGCGCUGCUGCUGGUCCCGGCGGCUCUUGCCUCCUUCAUCCUGGCCUUUGGUACCGGAGUGGAGUUCGUGCGUUUCACUUCCCUGCGGCCGCUGCUUGGAGGGAUCCCGGAGUCUGGCGGUCCGGAUGCCCGCCGUGGGUGGUUGGCUGCCUUGCAGGACCGAAGCAUUCUUACCUCCCUGGCUUGGGAUCUUGGGCUUCUGCUAUUGUUUGUGGUGCAGCACAGCCUCAUGGCAACCGAGACAGUGAAGGAAUGGACGUCCCGGUACUUUGGAGUCCUUCAGAGGUCACUGUAUGUGGCAUGCACUGCCCUGGCCUUGCAGCUGGUGAUGCGGUACUGGGAGGCUGUACCCAGAGGUCCAGUGUUGUGGGAGGCUCGGGCUGAGCCGUGGGCCACCUGGGUGCCCCUCCUCUGCUUUGUGCUCCACGUCGUUUCCUGGCUCCUCAUCUUCAGUAUCCUUCUGGUCUUUGACUACGCUGAACUCAUGGGCCUCAAGCAGGUGUAUUACCAUGUUCUGGGGCUGGGCGAGCCUCUGGCUCUAAAGUCUCCUCGGGCUCUGAGGCUCUUUUCGCACCUUCGACACCCAGUAUGUGUGGAACUUCUGACAGUGCUGUGGGUGGUGCCCACCCUGGGCACUGACCGCCUCCUCCUGGCUCUCCUCCUUACCCUCUACCUCGGCUUGGCACAUGGGCUGGACCAGCAAGAUCUCCGCUACCUUCGGUCUCAGUUACAAAGAAAACUCCAGCUUCUCUCCAGACCCCAGGAUGGGGGAGCAGAGUCCAGCCCUACAGCUCCUUGGCGCCUCCCGUUUUUUUAACUCUGUCUCCUACAGCGGUGUCUCCCGUUUUUAACUCGGGCUGACACCAGGCUCCCUGCUCUCCCAAAGGAUAUGCGCUGCAGAAAAAUUAAAAUUUUCUCCAUAUGGUA